Notothenia coriiceps (black rockcod) is the source of this 1730-nucleotide messenger RNA. RefSeq names its product claudin-1-like. Gene Ontology annotation, molecular function: structural molecule activity. NCBI's taxonomy places the organism in Eukaryota, Metazoa, Chordata, Actinopteri, Perciformes, Nototheniidae. Gene Ontology annotation, cellular component: bicellular tight junction; membrane. The record is from RefSeq and is a predicted model, not a curated record. The transcript has 4 exons. Bases 141 to 755 code for a protein of 204 amino acids.
UAACGGUCUGCGAGGAGCCACUUAUAGGUAGAUCAUUUGUUGGCUUCAACGACUUCUGCUCGCUUGUAGUUUGCUUUUCUCUGGUACAUAUUUCCCAAACAACUUUUCGGACUUGUUAACUGAACUCUUUCCGCUGCACGAUGGCCAGCUCCGGACUGCAGCUCCUCGGUUUCUUCCUCUCUCUGGUCGGUCUCGCUGCCACUGUGGGCGCAACGUUGAUGGUCGAAUGGAAGAAGCAGUACCAGGGCAAGACGCACCGCAUAUUUGAGGGUUUGUGGAUGACUUGCAGUGGCAAUGAAAGAACAACUUGUGAAUUUCAUCAGUACCUCCUGAAGCUGCCAAUUGAGGUCCAGGCUACCAGGGCGGUGAUGCUGAUCAGCGUCUUCCUCUCCACUGUGGCUCUGAUGGUCUCCACAGUGGGGAUGAAGUGCACUCGCUUCAUGGACGGCAAGUCUGAGAGCAAAUCCACAACAGCUAUGAUCGGAGGAAUCAUGUUCAUGAUUGCAGGUGUAUUGACAAUCAUUAUGACUUCCUGGUACGUCAAAAAGAUUGUUGACAACUAUCACGAAACAAAAACGCUUCAAAGCUUUGAGUUUGGUAAUGCUGUGUUUGUCAGCUGGGCUGGCGGCCUCCUCACUGCGGCUGGUGGAGCUUUCCUGGGCUGUCGAAGAUGCUCGCGGUCUCAGACGACCAGCUCCAUGAGCUCCAACAAUCACCUCCUCCCCCCCAUGGGCCCCAAGUCCAACUACGUCUAGUAAAGGAGAGGCCGCGAUAGUCAGGCUGCAGUGACAUUACAUUGGGUUUCUACUACAGGAAUAGAAAUACCGAAUAUGAAGUUUGCACUGAAAUUCAAUAUCAUUUUAUAGAUUCAAGGUUUUCUGUCACUUAGAAAGUCACUGCCUUAUCCAUGUGUUUUCUUUUAAUGUUUAUUUUAUUAUCUUUGCUUUUUAAUGACUGUUUUUAAAUGCCAUUUUCUUAAUGUCUUUCAUUUUUGUAAAGCACUUUGAAUUGCCUUGUGAUGAAAGGUGCUAUAUAAAUAAACUUGCCUUGCCUUAAUUUUUUUAUCUAGAAAAUAUUUGUGUGUGAGUACGACAUUUUGAAGUUACUCUUAACAACUCCUAAUGAAGAACGAUGUAUCAAACUUUGAAUAAAGUAGAAUAAUUGUUUUGAUGCCUGGUGGCAAAUGACUGUAAUUUUACAUUGCUGUACAAUCCACUCUACUUCAGUUCCACACUGGUGUUUAUAUUGUCUUGUUUGAGUAUUUUGUUAACCCUUAGAUGCAUAAGUGGGUUAAAAAUGAACCAGUGAGGUGGUUUUCUUGAAGUGUCUGUGUAAUUACAUUUUUGUAUCAUUUCAUAUACCAGCUAUUCCUCAAAAAACAUGUUUUUGAUGUCAUGCCAUUCAAAUUUUUAACAGCUACGGGGCAGGUAAGAGAGGGUCAGAUUUGCGGAGGUGGUAAUAUGAGGUUUUGACCGAGGAGCAGGACGUAGAUGAUGAAGAGUAGGGGGCCGAGUACUGAUCCCUGGGAAACGCCUUGGGUGACUGAGGCUGUAGCAUAGGAGUGGCUGUGGAGGGAGAUGAAGGAAGAGUGUAGGGUCCAAUCACUGGUGAAUCCCAGGGUUUAAUAUACAUAUUUAGUUUUUGUCAUUUAUACUGUAUGUGUUGUUAUUUGUCAUUUUGGAAGAUUGUUGUAUGUACAUUUUGAGAAAAAAAUAAAACUGAUUUCUUUA